This is a messenger RNA of Equus caballus (horse), 1952 nucleotides long. RefSeq names its product chaperonin containing TCP1 subunit 5 (gene CCT5). Gene Ontology annotation, cellular component: chaperonin-containing T-complex. Gene Ontology annotation, molecular function: ATP hydrolysis activity; ATP binding; ATP-dependent protein folding chaperone. Gene Ontology annotation, biological process: protein folding. The record is from RefSeq and is a predicted model, not a curated record. NCBI's taxonomy places the organism in Eukaryota, Metazoa, Chordata, Mammalia, Perissodactyla, Equidae.
CGGUUGCUCCCUCCCGCGAGAGUAAAGUGUCUUCUUGCUUCCGGAGUGGUCUUCGCCGGUUGCGGAUAAGUAGUGUUUGUUGCUGUACCAUGGCGUCCGUUGGGACUCUCGCCUUCGAUGAAUAUGGGCGCCCCUUCCUCAUCAUCAAGGACCAGGACCGCAAGUCUCGUCUUAUGGGACUUGAGGCCCUCAAGUCUCAUAUAAUGGCGGCCAAGGCUGUAGCCAAUACGAUGAGAACAUCGCUUGGACCAAAUGGGCUUGAUAAAAUGAUGGUGGAUAAGGAUGGCGAUGUGACUGUAACUAAUGAUGGUGCCACCAUUUUAAGCAUGAUGGAUGUCGAUCAUCAGAUUGCCAAGCUGAUGGUUGAACUGUCCAAAUCACAGGAUGACGAAAUUGGAGAUGGAACCACAGGAGUGGUUGUCCUGGCUGGUGCCCUGUUGGAAGAAGCCGAGCAGCUGCUGGACCGUGGCAUUCACCCCAUCAGGAUCGCCGACGGCUAUGAGCAGGCUGCCCGCAUUGCCAUCGAGCACCUGGACAAGAUCAGCGACAGAGUUUUUGUUGACAUAAGGGACACCGAGCCCCUGAUUCAGACUGCGAAAACCACGCUGGGCUCCAAAGUGGUUAACAGCUGUCACCGACAGAUGGCCGAGAUCGCUGUGAAUGCCGUCCUCACCGUAGCAGACAUGCAGCGCAGAGACGUUGACUUUGAGCUCAUCAAAGUGGAGGGCAAAGUGGGUGGGAGGUUGGAGGACACUAAGCUUAUUAAGGGUGUGAUCGUAGACAAGGAUUUCAGUCACCCACAGAUGCCGAAGCAAGUGGAAGAUGCCAAGAUUGCAAUUCUUACAUGUCCAUUUGAACCACCGAAACCAAAGACGAAGCAUAAGCUGGAUGUGACCUCUGUGGAAGAUUAUAAAGCCCUUCAGAAAUACGAAAAGGAGAAGUUUGAAGAGAUGAUUCAGCAAAUUAAAGAAACUGGCGCUAACCUAGCUAUUUGCCAGUGGGGCUUUGACGACGAAGCAAAUCAUUUACUUCUUCAGAAUAACUUGCCUGCGGUCCGUUGGGUUGGAGGACCUGAGAUCGAGUUGAUUGCCAUUGCGACGGGAGGGCGGAUCGUCCCACGGUUCUCGGAGCUCACACCUGAGAAGCUGGGCUUUGCUGGUCUUGUAAAGGAGAUCUCAUUUGGGACAACGAAGGACAAAAUGCUGGUCAUCGAGCAGUGUAAGAACUCCAGAGCUGUAACCAUUUUCAUCAGAGGAGGAAAUAAGAUGAUCAUCGAGGAAGCGAAACGAUCCCUCCAUGAUGCUCUGUGUGUCAUCCGGAACCUCAUCCGUGACAAUCGUGUGGUGUAUGGAGGCGGCGCUGCUGAAAUAGCAUGUGCUCUGGCCGUCAGCCAAGAGGCAGAUAAGUGCCCGACCUUGGAGCAGUACGCCAUGAGGGCCUUUGCCGACGCGCUGGAGGUCAUCCCCAUGGCCCUUUCUGAAAACAGCGGCAUGAAUCCCAUCCAGACCAUGACCGAAGUGCGAGCCAGACAAGUGAAGGAGUUGAACCCUGCUCUUGGAAUUGACUGUUUGCACAAAGGCACAAAUGAUAUGAAGCAACAACAUGUCAUAGAAACCUUGAUUGGCAAAAAGCAACAGAUAUCUCUUGCAACACAAAUGGUUAGAAUGAUUUUGAAGAUUGAUGACAUCCGAAAGCCUGGAGAAUCGGAAGAAUAAAGAAGAAAUUUAGAAUAAAAUAUAGUAGUAAGAUGCACUACUGUGGUUAAAUAAAUGGAUGUCUUGUGAUGCAUCUACAGUAUUUAUUAUAUUACGUCCUUUUUCAGACACUGUAGAUGCUGUGAUGAAAAUAGCUGUUCAGUAACCAUAGUUCUCUUGUUCCGAGAUGUGUGAUUGUAGAGAUGCUGUCUCAUCAGCUUUUGUAUUCGUUACAUUAAAGGGGCCUCUUUAAACAAC